Molecule: messenger RNA, 6172 nt
Organism: Pogonomyrmex barbatus (red harvester ant)
Lineage: Eukaryota; Metazoa; Arthropoda; Insecta; Hymenoptera; Formicidae
Product: aminopeptidase N
Biological process (GO): proteolysis; peptide catabolic process
Cellular component (GO): membrane; cytoplasm
Molecular function (GO): peptide binding; zinc ion binding; metalloaminopeptidase activity
Source: RefSeq, a predicted model, not a curated record
UGCUGAUAAAUCAUUAUGACUAAUCGCUUCUCGUUAAUUUUGUCUUUACUAAUUAUUUUUGUUUUAUCCUUGAAUCUAACGUGUGCAUAUAAUGAUACCACGGAAAAUGAAAAUGAAAAUUUGAGGAAGGAUUCCACGCGGUAUCGACUACCCAAGAAGAUCGUUCCUAUAUCCUAUGAUCUAUCGAUCAACACACACCCCAUCGAUGCGGAUUACGACGGUCAUGUACGGAUCAUCUUGCAAGUGCUCGAAAAGACAGACUUUGUCGUACUGCACACAGACGGAUUAAGAAUACAGAGAAGUGCGUCUGUAUCGGAUAGAUCGGGUCAGUCGAUUCGGAUUUUACAUUAUACUCACGAUGAAGAAACUCAGAUGCUUACGUUUAAACUUGAGCGUGCACUGCAACCUGCGAAAUACACGUUAGAGAUAUCCUUCAAAGGACACAUCGCCAACGACGUUUUCGGCUUUUACGCAAGCCUGUACGAAGUUGAUGGAAAACUGAGACGAAUUGGCGUAACUCAAUUUUCGCCCACGUAUGCACGUCGUGCAUUCCCUUGCAUGGACGAGCCGUAUUUAAAAGCGGAAUUCCAAAUACAUAUUGGCCAUCGCAAGGAUCAAAAAGCGACGAGCAAUACUCCAGUAAAAUCUAUACGAGUUGUAAAUGAUACCUACUACGUGACCACGUUCCAUCGCACACCGCGAAUGUCUACAUAUUUGGUAGGAUGGACGGUGCACAGCUUUGUCCCGGAACGAUCGGGAAUUUCGGAGGACUUCACGAUGUGGACGAGGGACUCCAUGAAGUUUCGCGGAUCGAUGGCCUUGAAUCGCGGUCGAGCGGUUUACUCGGCACUGCAGACGUGGUUAUUGGUGAAGAGUCCGCUCGAGAAGGUCGAUCAGUUUGCAAUACCGGACUUCAAUUUCAACGCGAUGGAAAACUGGGGCCUGAUCACUUACAGAGAGUCCGUGGUGUUGCACGACAGUGGGACCCCGACGAGAAAGACGGUGGACGGACUGACGACGAUGUCUCACGAAUACGCUCACAGUUGGUUCGGCAACCUGGUGACACCCGAAUUCUGGGAUGUCGUCUGGUUGAAGGAGGGCUUCGCCACGUAUUUUCAGUACUUCGGCGUGUCUUUGGCGGAACCGGAUCUGAGAAUGAUGAAUAUAUUCGUAGUAGAAUGUUUGCAGCCAACACUGCUCGCGGAUUCCGACAAUCAUACGCGCACGAUGAACGGUCGAGAUGUCGGAAGUCGUAAUAGCGUUUCGGCCACGUUAGAUUUUGUCUCCUAUAAAAAAGGUGCAUCUGUUAUUCGCAUGAUUAAUCAUAUAAUUGGGAACACAACGUUUCGAUUAGGAUUACAAAAUUAUUUACGUGAGAUGUCGUAUCAAGCAGCUACACCAUCCGACUUGUAUCGACACUUGCAAACUGUAGCCAACGGAUCUGAGCAAAUAAAUAGGCCUUUGUUUAUAAAAGACAUUGUAGAAUCCUGGGCAAAUCAGCCAGGAUAUCCUUUAGUGAUCAUUACACGAAACUACACGACGAAAAUUCUUUUUGCCUCGCAAGAACGAUUUUAUCUGAAUCAUCAAACAGCGCAAACAACUUCCGACAAAUCGGGUUGGUGGAUACCAUUAACCUUCGUUACCGAAGAAUCGAAUUCUACGUUCGAUCAAACUACUACUAUAGCAGCCUGGUUGGAGCCACAGACAAAGAGUACGAUUAUCGGUUCUGUCGAAUCGAAUUCCUGGGUGAUUUUCAACGUCCAACAAGUUGGAUAUUAUAGAGUCAAUUAUGACAAGAAUAAUUGGAAGAUGCUUAUCGAUUAUUUAAAGUGGAAAAAUAUAAAAAAGAUACAUGUGAUAAACAGAGCUGCGCUUUUAGAUGAUGCUUUUAAUUUAGCUAGAGCCGGUUAUGUGGAUUAUUCCAUUCCAAUUGAUCUCGCAACAUAUCUUAUUCGAGAAACUGAAUACGAGCCGUGGGUCGCUGCAGUAAAUAAUUUCAAUUUUCUCAAUCGUAUUUCAGCUUGCUCUAUGCGAGUACAACGACUAUUUCAGAACUAUGCAAAUCGCUUACUUGAACCGAUAUACAGCUUAUUAAACUUUAUUGAAAAUUCCAUGGACAGUUCCAUAUCAAAAUUGCAUCGUGAAUUAAUCUUAUCUACCGCAUGCUCGGUCAACAAUAUUCGUUGUCUAAAAACAUCAAAAACUCUAUUCAAAUCGUGGAUUUUAUCUGAGGAAAGUGCAAUACCAGGAAAUUUCAAGAGUUUUGUAUAUUGCGUCGGCAUUCGCGCAGGUAAUGAUUCUGAUUGGCAUACAGUUUGGAACAGAUUCCUUCACACUGAUUUACAUACAGAACAGGAACUUUUACUCAACGCACUUGGAUGUACUAAAAUUCCUCAUUUAAUCGAUAGAUAUCUCAACACGUCAAUAAAAUGCGAGCUCAAACUUCGCAAGCAGUACAGGAUGACAAUAGUUAAUGCCGUUUUGAAUGGCAAUCCCGAAAAUGUUAAUUAUGUUGUCGAUUUUAUUCGCAAUAAUUUGCAUGCAAUUCUUGAAUCGAGAGGAAUAGAUUUCUUAUCCAAAAUGCUUACUGCUGUAGGCGAUAAACUUAUUACGGAAAUUCAAUUAAAUAAGUUCCGUGAAUUUGUUGAUAAAAACACCGAAAAACUUGGAUCAGCAUUAAAUUCAGCAAAAAAAAGCCAUAAUUACUUCAACUUCAACCGUAACAUGGAUCAAUAUACGGUAUCAAUGAUGAGGUUCCUGCUGCCUUUGAUGCUUGCCCUAGCGACUUGCUGGGCAAGCGAUCCUAUUACUGAAGAUGUGCCUCCUCAAUCCAUGCAAAAAGUUUCGGAGAAUUAUAGAUUACCAGAUGAUGUAGAGCCUACCGCAUAUAACAUUAAACUGGAAACGUUCCUUGAACCCAAAGAAAAAAACUUUACUUUUAAGGGAGUAUCUGUAAUCGAUCUUACUAUCAAAAAAAAUACAAAUACCAUAACAUUCCAUGCUAUGGAACUUAACAUUCUUAAAAUUGAAUUGAUACAAGAAGACAAGAAAAAACCAUCAAUUAGACCGAAUGUGACAAUAGACAAAGAAAAGGAUUUUGUGACGCUCAAUUUCGAGAACACACUUUCCAGUACCAUGAAAGACGUAAAAUUAAAUAUAACAUAUACUGGGAAGAUAAAUGAUGAGCUUCAUGGAUUUUACAAAAGUUUUUAUCAAGAUAAAGACAAACAAACAAAAUGGCUUGCAACCACUCAUCUUCAACCAGUAAGUGCAAGACGAGUCUUUCCAUGUUGGGACGAACCCAGUUUAAAAGCAAAAUUUACCAUUAGUAUUACAGUUCCUCCAAAUGGAAAUUACAAUGUAAUUUCAAAUAUGCAGAGAGAUAAUAAAGAUGAAAAAGAUAAAACUUUUAAUUUUAAACCGACACCAAAAAUGUCCACUUAUCUCGUGGCUUUUGUAGUUUCGGAUUUUAAUAGUCUACCAAAUAAUGUUAGUAAUUUUAAAGUUUGGGCAAAUCCUACGGUGCAGGAUGACUCAAAACAAUUUGCAUUAGAAUAUGGAAAAGAAGUACUGACAGAACUAUCAGAUUUUACUGGUAUCGAUUAUUAUAACGGACAAAAGAUGCCUAAGAUGGAUCAAGUUGCAAUUCCACAUUUAGGCGGUGCUAUGGAAAAUUGGGGUCUUGUAACAUACAGGGAAUCUCUACUUCUCUUAAUGAAGGAUAAAACAACUGUGGCAAAUUGGCAACAGAUAGCGACAAUAAUAGCACAUGAAUUAUCUCAUCAGUGGUUUGGUAAUUUAGUCACUUGUUCAUGGUGGGAUCAUAUUUGGCUAAAUGAAGGAUUUGCCACUUUCUUCCAAUAUUAUAUUGUCGAUAAGGUUAUUCCAAAAAUGUAUGAGAAACAAAAUUGGCGUCUUAUGGAACAAUUUGUUGUUAAAAAUACACAAGCAUCAUCAUUCGUUGUCGAUGCAAGUAUUAAAACUCGUGCAUUGAGUCCUAAAAUCAGUGCACAAACCCCUACUCAAAUUGAAGGCUUGUUUGAUGACAUUGCCUACAAAAAAGGUGCUUCUAUUCUUCAUAUGAUGCAAGAAUUUUUAUCAAAAGAUGUAUUCAAGAAAGGACUUAAUACGUAUUUACGUGAUUAUGAAAACAAUUCAGUUGAGCCUAAAAAUCUCUUUACCUCCAUCGAAAAAUCCGAUGGAGAGAAGAAAUUGAAGGAUUAUUUGCCGGAAAACGUUGAUCUUACAAAAGUUAUGAACAACUGGAUAUACGAACCUGGAUAUCCUGUUAUCAACGUUAAACGGGACAAUACUGGGGUACUUAAUAUAACACAGGAACGAUUUUUCUUGGUGAAACCAUUGAAACAAGAUCAGACUCAAUGGUACGUACCUCUUACCUAUGUAACAGAAGCAGCGUACAAUGACGUGCAGCCUAAAGAUAAAAAAAGCUGGUUGGUACCCGGAGCAUCUAAAACUUUCGAACAUUCGAAUAAGGAACAAUGGAUACUUUUCAAUAAAGAUCAAACUGGAUAUUAUCGUGUGAAUUACGAUGAUGAUAACUGGAAGUAUUUAGCGAAAUAUUUAAAUUCGCCUAACUACAAAAAUAUAAACGCGACCAAUCGCGCCCAAUUGAUCGAUGACGCAUUAAAUCUCGCGCGUGCGGGAUAUUUGUCGUAUAACAUUUCGAUGAUGACUACUAUAUAUCUGAGAAAUGAAACCGAUUACAUCCCAUGGUACGCCGCAGUCAGGGCAUUUAAUUAUCUGGAUAGCCUAUUAUUUGGCGCGAAAGAGCACUCAACAUAUCAUAAAUACGUCGCUCAUAAGAUAGAAAAUUUCGCAAAAACAACCAAUUAUACAGAUCCAAAUACACCAGGUUCACAUGUAGAUAAACUUGCCAAAGUGUUGGCAUUAGAUACGGCUUGCCGAUAUGGACUGAAGCAUUGCGAAGACUUUGCUACCAAGAAGUUCAAUGACUGGCUCAAUAAGAAAGAAAAUGAAACUGACAAAAACCUCGACGUAAACUUGAGAAGUGGAAUUCUUUGCGCCGCAUUGAGACGGAAUACAGACAGAGAAAAAUGGAACAAAGUAGUAGAAAAGUACAAAAACACCGAAGAUAAGACUGAAAAGGCAGAACUUCUGGCUGCUCUUGGUUGCGCUAAAACAAAAGGUAUUCCGGAAGCAUUCCUUGAGUUAACUCUACAGAACGAGCCCGUCGUCAAUAUUUUUGAUGCAAUGAAUUCGAUAUCCAUGGGUAACGCCGGAUCUUUCGACAUUCUUAUGAAAUUCAUCAACAAUAAUAUCAAAAAAAUCGAAGAGAUAACCAAACAAGAUGACACAAAACUUACUGCACUCCUCAGUAAACUCGCUAAUAAAGUUACAACUUCACAACAAUAUGAAGAGCUGUCUCUACUCAUACGCAGCCAACUGCUGGGGGUAGUAAAGGCUGAAGAAUUGAUACACGUCGCGAUAGACAACCGUGCCUGGAUCAAAGCUUAUCGAGAUGACCUUGAAAAAUGGAUACGAGAGCAUAAACCUCAAAGUGAUUCCGCAUCUUCCGUCGUAUUGACAUCUUUCGUUUUAAUUAUUUCACUAUUUCUCACACGGUUAUAUUGAAAAGAAAAUAGUAUCUUUUGUAAAUUAUCGUCGCGUUAUGCGAUAUUCUCGAUUGAUUAAGUUAACUUAAUCAGUUUAUCUUUUAGAUAAAAUCACUGCUACAUUUAACACUUUCCCGACAAUAAUUUAGUUGUUGAGAUGUAGCCGCAUUUGAUUUUGUAAAUGAAAAGACGAUGAAAUUGCAAGGAGAAAGUUCUGCAAAUGUAUUACAUAUUACUGUGUUUCUCUUAUUAAUUCUGACUACAGUCCACACACAUACCUAUGAAAACAUCUUUAUUAUAACUUGUAAAACAUUAAAGACACUUUCGAUAAUGCUAAUUAACAAAAUAUUAAGUCAGAAUAAUUGUAUACGUUGAAUACACAAAAUCAUCCUAUGUAUUACGAUAAUUUAACGCUGUAUAACUACGUUGAAAAAUUAUUGAGAUAUAUAAUAUAGUUAAAUAAUUAUGUGUACAUGAUAUGAUUGUAAAUAUACUUAUGCUGAUUGCUAUUUAUAUCACUUAUGCGGGAACUUAUUUAAUUUAUAAUUAUUUAUAACCAAAAUAAAAACCAAAAGAUU